This is a messenger RNA of Pollicipes pollicipes, 770 nucleotides long. RefSeq names its product mitochondrial inner membrane protease subunit 1-like. Bases 168 to 770 code for a protein of 200 amino acids. The transcript is spliced from 3 exons. Gene Ontology annotation, molecular function: serine-type endopeptidase activity. NCBI's taxonomy places the organism in Eukaryota, Metazoa, Arthropoda, Thecostraca, Pollicipedomorpha, Pollicipedidae. The record is from RefSeq and is a predicted model, not a curated record. Gene Ontology annotation, cellular component: mitochondrial inner membrane peptidase complex; membrane.
GUAAGCGCUGGCGGCGCUGGGAGCGACGAAGGAAGGUAGCUGGGCACACCCUCACUCGAGCCCCAUAAUCUGAUUGAGGUGCGUGCCUUAGAUAUCUGCAGAGCCCCAGGUGGAGCCGGCUGGUGUUGUGAUCGGAAGCGCCGGGGCGCCCGUGCGCGGCGGCCGAGAUGGGACGCAUGGCGACGCUUUGUGGCCGCGCCGCCGGCGUGCUGGCCGCCUGCGUCAAGUACGGCUGCAUUGUACACUGCUCUACCGAGUACGUAGCCGACGUGGUCAUCUGCACCGGCCCCAGCAUGGAGCCGACCAUCAGCUCUCAUGACGUCAUCGUCACCGAGAAAAUCAGUCCACUGCGGCAGCGCAUCGCCGCCGGCGACAUCGUGGUGGUGCGCUCGCCGUCUAGCCCGCGCCACAACAUCUGCAAGCGCGUGACGGCCGUGGCGGGCGAGCGGGUCGGCGCUCGCGGCCAGCACCUGGUGCCGCGGGGCCACCUCUGGCUGGAGGGCGACAACGCGGCCAACUCCAACGACUCGCGCAGCUUCGGCGCCGUGCCGGCCGGCCUGGUGCGCGGCCGCGCCCUGCUCAAGCUCUGGCCUCCGGGCGACGCUGGCCUGUUCGACGCGCACGCCUGGCGACGGCGCCCGGCGCCUGGCGGUCGCUUGGGUGUCUGCCAGACUGGCGUCGAGGUCACGCAGUGCAGGGGCCAGGCCAAGCGUGACGGCCGCAUCUGCCGCGAAACAUGUCCGCUGGUCGGCAGCCGAUGCGGCCCGUGA